AUGUACACGAUUUGAUGCGUACUCCCCACGAGACUAUACAACGGUAUUGGGCAUUUCCCUCGUGAACACAAAAUUUGGGUUUCAUGUUCCCUCGUCCGCAGCGUGGAAACAAAAAUAUUUUUUUUGAGUGGACAACAAUUAUUUUCGAAAUAAACGUAAUUCUAUUAAACUACUACGUUAGUGAAAAAUUGAAUUUUCUAAAAGUUUUUCGAGUUAAGACGGAAGUUUAUGUUGUGGAGUCAGUUGUUUGAAACUCAUGGAUGAACACACUCGGUUGUAAUCAAUUAUCGGCCGCGUUGUACUUUCGAGAAUCAAAAUUAAAUAAGAACUAAAUAGUAUCAAAGUUUCUACGUGUGUGAAUAGUGAAAAAGUGUUUAUGCUGUCAAAUAACAGUGAUAACUCAGUGUUUAUUCUAAGAAGCCGUAGUUGUCAUGGGAGUUGACUGCAUAUAUCAGCCCUAAGUGUCAGGAUGUAGCUUGUGCUAUGCUAAUAAAAGGUAAAUAACACACAGACUUUGAUUUUAGUGCAUUUAUCUUGUGUUUGUCAAGAUGACAGAAACUGUACCAGCAGUAAAGAUCAAAACCGAGCGGCCCGAUGAAGCUGAAAUCAGGGAACUGGCCGCGAAGAUGGUGGAGGCCAAUAAGGCGAAGGCAUUGGCAGCUUCAGUUGCAGCCGCACGGCCGCCUCCUGGCGCCCGGCUCGGCGGUGCAGCUCCCGCCGUUGGCGGUCAAAUGGGCAUUCUAAACUUCCUAACACGCAACCAGAAACCUGGAACCCCGUCUGCAACUGAGCAGCGGCCGGUUAGCGAUGAUAAAAAGACGCCGGCGCCAGACGAGGCGAGCUGGAAGGGUCACUUCGGCUGGGAUAUGCUUGGCAAGUGUCACAUACCCUACAUCUACCGGUCCGGAGAGAAGUACGUUGCCGUACGUAUGGUGGAGAUCAAACUUCUUAACAAGUACCUGAACUACCUGCAUGCAGAUAUCUACUCGUGUACCUGCAUACGAAGUUAUUACAUCACAGAGAUAGAGGCAUUGCUGUUGAACGAAAUUAACAAUCGGCAUUGUGACAGUCAGUUUGGACGGGAACCGUUCACUCAAAAGGACUUGGUUGUGAGGCUCUCUGACGCUGAUGAGUUCUAUAACUUCCUAGAUGUGUGUUACAAUAAGUUGUUACGUGGUACAACAAAUAAUAAAGACAAAUGUGGUUUUAUCAGGAUAAAUAAAGAAUCAGUAGUUCCAUAUACAGUGCGAGACAAUCAAAAAUUUGUGCCGCUGUUCUAUUUUGAAGGUGAAACGGACAAUUUGAAGUUGAAAGCCGAUCAGCUCAAGGGCUGGGACUUGUCAUAUCUUAAAUUCUGUUGUAAAGUGCAAGGCAUUAGGAAUGAACUGUUUGCAAGUGAAACUUGCUCGGUGAUUAGUUUAACAGACAUUAAAAGUUAUUUCCCGCCUGGAACGGAGUUUGAGGAGUAUUGGCCAAACAAAGUAGUUGAUUCACAGCUGCUAAUCUCUGCUAAAGGCUCCGUAUCCGGCGGCGGGCAAUGGACGCGCGCGCCCCCGGCGCCGCCCCCGGGCGUAGCGGGCGUUGCGGGCGCGGCGCUCAGCAACGUGCCGUCGCGCGGCCGCCGGCCGACGCAGCGGCACUCACCGGCCUCAGCGGCGAUGCAGAUGCCGCACGCGGGCAUAUCGGCGGCGGCCGUGCAGGCGCUGACCAACGGCUGGACGACGCUGCCCGGCACGCUCACGCAGGCGCAGACGCAACAAGUGCUGCGGCUCGCUCAGGCGCAAGUUGCCCAAGCGCAGGCCGCCGCGCGCUACAACAACGCGGCGAUAGCGGCCGCGGCGGCGAGCAUGCCGCAGCACCGCUCGCACAACCAGAGAUCUGUGCAGUUUCCGAACAGUGCAAUAACAAUGGCGAUGGGUCAGCAACCGCCCCCUCCUCUGGUGAGAAUAACGGAAAACUCCACCAACAUGAACGUUUCGCCGCAAGUGAGCGCGACAAUGAAUGGCCACUCAACCUCUCACUCCGCGGACACGCGAAAGCGGCUUACACCCAUACCAGACAUCAGCACCAUUGGCAACCAUACGCCGUAUAAGGUCCAGAAGGCCCUAGUGGAGAAUACGAUGGUGCCGUGCAUCAACGCGAAGCCCUACCAGUACACGGAGCUGCUGAUGACGCUGCCAGACCUCGCCAGCCACUUCUUCCCGCGUGUGUCGCUCACCACCUGCCGGGCCAUGCUGGACGCGCUCGGCCUGUCCCUCUACCGGCCCAACUCAACCCAGCUGCAAGUGCUUCGCAACUCGGGCAAAUGCAAAUCUGCUGCCGCCGGCGAGAACGGCAUGGCCCUUGUCCAAAUACGUGAUGUGAUGCAGCACAUGCCGCAGUUCAAGUACAUGCUACGGUCCGGCUUAGCGGCGGAUGAGCCCCCGCACCAGCCCCCGCGCCCCGCUCAUGCUCCACCACCGUCCCACGCCAAGCGGGCAAGGGCCAACUAGUAUAUGGACUGGCGGGAGUAGUGAAGUGUUGUGAACAGUGUGAAUAGUGCAGUGGAAUGGUGGGGUUGAGCUGAAUACCAGCUGUUUUGGUGGGAAUAAGUGUAGAAAGUGAUGCAACAUGCAACACUUCGAGUACAUACAAUAGACCAUGCGCCCGGCCAUUGCUGUACCACUUUGAAGUGAACAGUUGGGUGUUAUGUGGCUAUGUAUAGUGAUGGGAAUAAUGACUAUUGUUGGUGGGGAUAUAGUGGCUGCGUUGCAUACUGAACAGAAAUCAUAGUUAUUGUGUUCAUUCUGAACAAUAUAGGUGACAAGCAUGUCAACUGCAGCUCUGUAUGAAUGCAAAAACAUCUAGGAAUUAUGAUAGCCAUUGAGAACAGAAUAUGUUGCAGAGUAAAAUAACAAGACCAGUAAUAGUUGCAUAUAAAACUGUUGAAGACAAUCAAAUACCUGCUCUGUUUAUAGACAUAUGGACAAAAAUAUGCUGCUGAUUGAGCCUCCACAUACUAUAUCUGAUGUAUAUACCUCUCAUUCAAUGAACUCAAUAAACUUCACUAUACAGAAAGUUUACAAUCAACAAACUCUAAUAAGUGUUCAUAUACAAUAGUUAACACUUGUUUAAAUAAUUUAAGAAACAUGAUGGGGCUUAUAAAAGUAUUUCUAUACAAUAAUAACAAAAUAUUUGCUGUAGAAUUUUGUUUUGAGGCAUGUCACACACAAAAGUGUUGCAAAAACAAAAAUGAAGUGAAUAGAUGGUUUAAACACAACCUCACACUGCAUUCAAAUAAUACUAUAUACAAUAAGUUGUCAAGUAAUUUUAAUAUAUAUUUCAAUAUAUAUAUGUAUCAUAAAAAUUAACAAUAAAAUAGUUGCCACUAUAAAGUUGUGCAAAGUUGAAUAAGAAAUAAAAAUACUAUUCUCAUCAUUCAUACAGCUUUGACUGUACAAUAUUCAAAAGGAAUGAACAAUAAUGUGUUGAUGUAAGAGAUUCACUGCCAGAUUUCACAUUGACUGGAUGUACGGCGCCAAGUGUUUUCUGCUAUUGGGCUUCCGAGAAACCCACGUGAUGUGAAAUGUUACAAACUAUAUUGGUAAAUAAUUAAGAUACAAACUUUUCCAUUCUGUAAAAAGUGUAUGUAUGUAAAUCAGAAGGAUCUUAUAUAUAACGAUCUACUAUAACUAUUUGAUAGAAGACUGAGAGUUUAUUUUUUAAUUAUUGCAUAGAACAAUAUGUGUCUGUGAGUUCAUAGAUUGUUUUACAAAUAUAGUUAUGUAUUUGGUCGGUCGGAAAUAUGUACAUGAUAUUUGUAAAUAUUGUAUUUAGAUAAAUUAAUGUCUCUUAGAUUAAUACCUGUCUCGUUGUCGCAUAAAUAUGAGCAUUAUUUUACUUAGUGCUUGAGCUGUGUCUAGGGCAAAUGAUAGGGUUUGAACACAUUGGCUGCAACAUGAAUACUUACCGUGUAAGAUAAAAUGUGGCUGCCGUACUAUAAUGUUGUAGUAAAAAUGGUUUUACUGGCUGUUUAAAAAGCACAUCUAUAAAGUAUGAUAUGCAUCUCAUGUUAUUGCACAUGGAUUUUAAUUCAAUAUGGUAAAAGUGUAAUAUCUACCACUGCCAAUGGCUAGUUUAUUCAUAAACUCACUAUGGUUUGCCUGCGACAUUCGCUAUUUACGCUUAACAUUUCCAUCACAAUUUUAUAAUUCACAAUUUUAUAUUAUUUGUUAGUUUGAAAUGAAGUUUGGGUAUGUUUAUUUGAUUAAUAUAUAUCGUGGAUUGUACGGAGUAAGCAAUAAAUAUGUAGAUUGAAUUUGAGAUUGUUAUAAGCCUACUUUGAAAGGAUGAUUGGAUUAAAAGGUAUUUUGUUAUUUAAUAGGAAAUAACUGUAAAUUGUAAAAUGAUUGCUGAUUUAAUGUCUUUCAGCUAUAUCAUCAGUUGUUUUCAUAAAUGCGAAAACGGAAAUUUUUUGUGCUUGUAUAAUAUUAGAAUUUAAAUUUAAUUAAGCCUUAUGAGAAAAGUGCUUCAAUUGAAUAGAAAUUUAUUUAUACCUCAGAAAUGUACGAAUUAGCUUACUCCAAAGCAUUAUAUUUUAGUAUUAAGUUUGCGGGAGUGCAUGCGCUUCUAAAAAUAAUUUUAAAGGGGUUCCAAAAAUCUUGUCUUAAAUUAAACCUCUAAAAUUGAGGAUACAUUCACAAAGCUAAAAAUAUUAUCCCACCGCCAAGGUCGAAUCUCAAUGAAUACAAAUUUAAAUGAUACACAUUUAAAAUGUAUUUUAAUGUAUUAAAUUGACUCACACAGACUAUAUCAAUAUUUAAAAUCAUUUUUAGAAAGCUUCUUGCGCCCCACCAGUGACAAAAAGUAUUGGAUUUAACAUUUACAACUAAGGCGAUUUUUUUUAUUGUUAAGAAAGAUAAGAACUUUGGUUCCUAUAGUUAGCUAGAUAAUGCUAUAACAAGAUUUCAUUAUAUAUUAAAAUUUCAGCAUUUACUUUAACAUAUUGCUAAUUCAGUUUUUUUUAAAAAAUCCUAAUUUUAUAAUUAUAUAGCAAAAUAUUCAUAAAAUUUAGGGGAGCUACUGAUAUUGGUACCCCUAUAAAUAAAUCUCGGAAUCCUAAAACAUUAAAUAAAAGAGAGAAUUUAGAACACAUUUUUGAAAUCUUAACAUUCAAAUUAUGAUAUUUGAUGAUUAAGUUUGAACUAAGGCUUGAAAAAGUCAGUUGUAAGUAGUUUGAAUAUACUAUUUUAAAUAUUGCAUCAAUUUUGAUUGGACAUUUAUUUUAUGUAAUAGUAUAAUGAAAUCUUGCAUAGUUCAGAAUAUUGUAAAUGGUCCAGUUAUGGAUCAUAGGCUUACAGAAAUUAUUUAUUUAAUUUUAAAUACGCGUAACUUAAUGCUUCGAUUUGAAGUGACACUUAUGAGAGCUGUGUACAUUGUAUGUUAAAUUAUUUAUGAUAGAUAAGUAACAUCUAUUUGAUAUCUUUACAGUUAAAUUUUAAUCGCUCUCGACAGUUUCAAGAGAUGUCGGUUCUGUAUUAAUAAACGGGAUUUUUAUCACA
Molecule: messenger RNA, 5540 nt
Organism: Zerene cesonia (dogface butterfly)
Lineage: Eukaryota; Metazoa; Arthropoda; Insecta; Lepidoptera; Pieridae
Exons: 7
Coding region: 549-2492 (647 amino acids)
Source: RefSeq, a predicted model, not a curated record